AUGCGCGUGCUGCAGCGUCUGCACAGUCCACACGCUCAGUACCGACAGCGUCUGCAGCUGCUGUAUUUCCGCGCCUUUACUAGCGACACGCUGGAUCCGUUCAAGCACCCAGUGCUUGCAACGACAUCGUCUACAAACGCCAUUUCCUCAGACACCUCUUCGUCACCCGCCCGCAGCGCGUUGAAUGGCUCUACGAAUGGCUACACUUCACCCAGCAUGCCAAACGAGACAAUGCAGUUCUUGACUUCAUACGAAGACGAGGAGCAGCUGGCACAGCAGCAGCAGCAGGACCUUGAGUUCACUGCACAGCGUAUUGGCUUCCCCCUGAGCGAGACGGAGCUAAAAGAACGCACCGAGUUUCAAGUACAGCAGCAGCUCGACCAAACCGACGGGAUUCGAGAGGAAUCGCGCGAAGAAGCGACGGCCAAAGCCGAGCGGAUCAUGGCUGUGCUGCGUCACUCCAUGUCGGAGCUGGAGAUUGGCAAAGUUAUUCACCGCAUUGCUCAAUAUGCCACGCUCCCUCGUGUCACGGGUCUCUCGAGGAAGCAGUUUCUACGGUCGCUCGAGACGAGAUUUGGAGCAAACAACACGAGAGAACUUGGCUACAUGCUUGCUUUCCUACAGGGUCGUGACGAUGUUAUCGACCAGCUGGAGGUUGACUCACGAAUGGGGGACGACCACGCUCAUGAGACAGAAAAAGAUCCGACAGCACGUGCUACUGCGAAGACGACGGACGAUUUUGUCGUGCCCAAGAUCAUGGGUCUGCACCCGGACUUAGUAGCUGACCCUCAGUUUGUAAGCAUUGUGUUUUGCUACUGCCGACUGGCGUGUCUAAAUUCGCUGAAGCUCAUGCAACGACCAGCAGCAGGCUUUAGUCGGGGACCUAAGUCGAGUUUGUGGCAGGUCAAGGCAGAUUUCCGAAAGGUGCUGGACAUGGAAGGAUUCUCGCAUUACGCCGACAUGCUGGGACUGGAGAAAUAUACAAUGAAGGACGAAGACGAGCACACUGAUGCGCUGGAUGCCGAAUGGGAAGAGUUUAACUUGGAAAACGACCGUAUUGACUUUCGCAUGCUCCUGUCUCAGACCCAAAGUAUUGUCGAUUUCAUGAAAAGUGAGCUACCCAGUGAGACGAUAUUGAAAAUGCUCGUGGCGAUGCUGGCGUCGGUCAAGACAUCAAAAUUGCACCGCAAGAUCUUUCAGGAAAUGGUGUGCAAUGUCCAGACUGCGUUCCCCGAGACGUUCCACGAGCAACUACUAUCAGAGCUCGUGCCUUUUCUUUCCGGUGACAAUGCCACAUACGAGGACUUCGACUCGAAAGUUGCGACCACUGCCCUACAGCACCAUCAGAUGCGAAACGAAGCUAUCAUUCGCGCUCUGCUAGAGACACGAAUGCGUGUUGGCCACAUUCUUAUUCACGACAUCGACGACGUGGAGCCUGCCCAUUCGAUCCCGAAGAAGCUGACCCCCGAACAACAUGAGAAGGUGAUUACCACGGCUUGGAAUAUUGUGUCUGUUCUGGAUGACCGUAAGUAUCACAUGUUUUUCACUCGCUUUCUCAAGUACAAGCUUGCAUGGCGGCCGAAUCGCACAACCUUUGGCGAAACAUUCCUUUCGGAUGUGCGGAAGACCCUAGGAUCUCGCGAUGCAGACGCUAUUAUGCCUAUGUUUGAAGAAGUGUGCCAGCAGCUAUCAGUGGAGACGUUAACGAUCUGUCGUGUGAAGCUUCGUCACUCUGGAAAGCUGCUACGAGGUCGAGGUGCGCUAGAGCCGUUGAAUGAAGCUGGACGUGAGCGUCUCGAGACCGCAUGGCAACCCUCGCGUUGCGCGUUCUACCGCAACUUACCACACGGCGUAACAAAAAAGCAUUUGGAAAACGCUCUUGCUCACGUGGGAGGCGUCAAGCGGUAUUUCAUGUUCUCCGACCCCAUCAACGGCCCACCAGAGUCAUUGUUGGAUGAAGAGGAUGAAGAAUUUGUUGACGAAGAGGAGCAAGAGAGCGAACCUGACGCUACCGACGACGAGGAGGAAGGCGUAAAGAAGACGAAAAAGAAGAAGUCAACAAAGGCGCAGCUGAAUGACAUGAAAGGGCUGAAAAUGCCUAAGCACAAGCGAAAAAUUGUCGCGAGUGAUAAGAAGACGCCGUAUCAAGCUGUUGUUGAAUUUGAGUCCGAGCGUGCGCGCCGCAUGGCGACAAUGCGCGCGUUACAAAUCUUUGGCGUGAUGAUGUCAGGCUGGAACGAGUACCGACCGGUGUUCUCAUCGCCAGCAGACGGACGCUCUAGUAUCGCUAUUAUCGACGUGCCUUAUGGCACUAAGGUUGGCGAGCUUGUAGAUGAUGUGAACAGGAUCCUUUCCAAGGCUGGUCUGAAUAUGAAAGUGUCUGGCCUAGUUCCGCGAGGUGUUAUGCUGACAAAUGGUCGUUUGGAUUUGCGCUUUCCGUCGUUUGUGGAGGCCGCCCAAGUCGUGGACCUGCUGAACGCAUAUGUUAGCAGGAUGAAGAGACGUCGGGCCCUUUCGAAAAAAGAUAUGUAUCGCUUUAACGAGUAUGUGAAGCUCAAGAAGAGGAAGAAAUUGAAGGAAAAAACCGCAGAGAAGGAGCGAAAGAAGGAGGAAGAAGAGCAGCUAGCACGAGAAGAGGAAGGCGACGUUCACGAUGACGAGGAUCUCCUGUGUUUCGGUGUCGAUGAGGAUGAGGACGAAGAUGAGAUAGAAUUGGACGAUGAGGUUGACUGCGACAACGACUGUGAGGACGAAGUGGACGAUGAAGAUGACGACACCGAGCAUGACGAGAGGGCGGGCGUCAAGUCGAAAAAGAAGUACGCGCUCGUGGUGUCGGAAACCUUGGAGGAAUACUUUGCCGAGUGGUUGGAGGCUGAGGCGAAUAUGACGGAGGAGGAUUUGGCACUCAGCAAAGUGCCUCGUCCAUUUGAUGUCACGUGGACCCCAAUCGCGAAGCCUAAGAACAAACACUUGUACCUUUAG
Hyaloperonospora brassicae is the source of this 2982-nucleotide messenger RNA. NCBI's taxonomy places the organism in Eukaryota, Oomycota, Peronosporomycetes, Peronosporales, Peronosporaceae. The record is from the annotation of a GenBank genome assembly.